Molecule: messenger RNA, 2271 nt
Organism: Eublepharis macularius
Lineage: Eukaryota; Metazoa; Chordata; Lepidosauria; Squamata; Eublepharidae
Gene: VRK3
Product: VRK serine/threonine kinase 3
Exons: 14
Coding region: 481-1839 (452 amino acids)
Biological process (GO): signal transduction; peptidyl-serine phosphorylation
Cellular component (GO): nucleus; cytoplasm
Molecular function (GO): protein serine/threonine kinase activity; ATP binding
Source: RefSeq, a predicted model, not a curated record
UAGGGUCGCAGCCCUCCUUUUUAUUUUCAAAGAGUAGGCCUCUGGCCUAGAAUAAACUUAAUUGUUCAUAAAAGUGCCCUUUGAUUUCUGCAACUUACUUAGGCGAAGACUUCCGAGCGCAAGAAGUUAGGAAGAAAAUAAAAACAGACUGUGUGUGUGUGUGUGUACGCCCAACAUUUAUUUUAUUUUGUAGCUUUCCCAACUUUUGUAUUAGGAAUACUGCCCAAAGCAAGUUUUAUUUAAAAACAGAACUUUACAGUCUCUGCCUUUGCUCGAUUGAAAACAACUUUGAGGGGAGGUAAAGGCAGACUUCUGUGUCUCAAAUCUGUGACAAAGUUGAGCAUGACUCUUGCAGCACUUUGGCAAAAAGAAAAAUCCAGUUUAAAUGGCAAGAUUUGAGGAAAAGGCCUACCUAACAGCGUUGUCGUGAGGAUAAAAUGAAGGGGGGAACCAUAUUUGCUCUCAAGUGUUUCCCCCGCAAUGGGAUUCUGUCUAAAUUCAGGCUCCUCAGCAGGGAGAACCACAGUAUGCAGGAUAGUUAGUUUUUGCCCUCAAUGUGGAAAGAAGGUAGAGGCAACGUUUAUCUUCUGUCCUUCCUGUGGGAGCAGGCUACCUCCACAGGAAGCAGAAGCAAUGCAGAUCAGUCCUACUCCUUCCGUGCAAGAACUAAAUCAGAAAGGCCUGGAUCAGCUUUCUGUAGCAGUGAGGUAUCCUGCGAAGAAAAAAGUGGAAAUACAUUUACCAGACAAAGCAAAAGCUUCCACUUCAGUUAAACAAUGUCCUGCUCAAAUUUCAGCAACUUCCAGGUCCCCAAAGGAAGCAACAAAAGCAAAACCCAGUCCCCACUCUCCCAGGAAGAACAAGAUUGCUUCUGUGACCCCUCUCCCAGAGGGUGAAAUUCUGACAGACCUGAAUGACAAGCAGUGGAAGCUUGUAAAACUUCUGAGCCAGUCUGACUUUGUGUUGAUGUAUGAAGCGGAGUUGGCCUCUGGAGCCUGCCGUCAAAAACAGAAAUUCUCCCUCAAACUGGACACCAAAGAUGGGCGGCUCUUCAACGAGCAGAACUUUUUGCAGCGAGCGGCAAAGAAAGUCACGGUGGAAAAGUGGAAGAAACAGCAUAUGGUUCCAUUAUUGGGAAUCCCCAGUUGCAUUGGUUUUGGCCUCCAUGGCAGCAACUACAGGUUCCUGGUCUUCUCUGAUUUGGGUCGGUCCCUCCAGUCAGUCCUGGAUGAUGGUGCCAGCAAGUUGACAGAGAAAGCUGCCUUCCAGAUUGCAGUCAGGCUGCUGGACGUGCUGGAGUUCCUUCAUGAGAACGAGUACUCUCAUGGGGAUAUCACUGCAGAGAACAUAUACGUGAAUCCAAGAGAUCUCACUGAGCUUACCCUGGCAGGCUAUUGCUUUGCUUUCCGAUACUGCCCAAGGGGGAACCACGUGCCUCAGCGGGAGGGCAGCAGGACUCCUCAUGAGGGCACUCUUGAGUUCAUCAGCCUGGAUAGCCACAAAGGAGCUGCACCAUCCCGUCGGAGUGAUCUUGAGUCCCUGGGUUAUUGCCUUGUGAAAUGGCUGUGUGGCUUCCUUCCCUGGUCUGAGGAACUGUCAAAUCCCUGUGUGGUCAUGGAGAAGAAAGAGAGGUGCAAAGCUGAUAUGAUCAAGCAUCCAAAAUUGUCCUACGGCUGGAGAGCAAUUCCAGAUGCCCUGCAGUGCUACCUGCUGCAGGUUAUGUCCUUGGACUACGAAGAGAGGCCAGACUAUGAAGAGCUCCGGAUGCUUUUGAAGAAGCCCCUUGAGUUGAUGAGAACCUCUGCCUAUGACUCCGUGGACCUCAAAGUGGUGCCCUAGGUCUGAGGAGUUUGGAGAAGACAGGAUGUGCAAGGUCCGAGCCCCCUGGACAGUCGUCACACUGGAGCAGCCUUUUUCCACGGUGUUUUUCUUACUCUUGGCUUUUAGAUUGUGGAGGGGAUUGGGAGGGGAGCGGGGGAAUUUUAUGGUAUUUAUUUCUUAGGACUUUAUGGUGUGUCUAUUUAAAUAUAAGCUUACUCUCCCUCUGGCUGCCUACUUUUAAUAAGUUCUAGUUAAUGUGAUGCCUCAAUCCCCAUUUGGCAGAAAAGCUACCUGAACAGCAAUCACCUAGCAACCCCAAGGGUUGCCAUGGAUACAAAGGAUACAUUUGUAUCCUAAUUGUGAGGGGGAAGAACUCCUCCCCCCAAGUUGUUGAUUGUAAUGUUUUAACUUAUAAAUAAUAGUCUUGUAAUAAAAUAUUUUUCUGGUGAA